CCUUCCCUCACCUGGGGCAGUCCCUGCCCACCUGGCCGCCAGACCCGGAAAUACACUUGUGCCUGAGACCAUGGAAGAGAGCUGGGCAUGGGAACCGGAGGCCUGGGGCUCCUCUGGGGGGUGGCCAGCACCCCGGGAGGCCAGCACAGGCCCUUCGCUGUCCUCUGUGCUCAAUGAGCUCCCCAGUGCUGCUACCCUUCGGUACCGAGGCCCUGGGGUCCUGCCCUGGGGGGCCCUGGAGGAGGAGGAGGAGGAGAGGAGCAUCCAGGCCUUCACAGAAUCUGCGCGGAAGGAACUGCAGGAGCCCCGCCCUUCCCGGGAGCUGCCCUGGCCCAUGCAGGCCAGACGGGUACACAGACAGAACCUUGCCAGGGACCAAGUGGCUCUUAACUCAGGGUCCAGGGUGGCCCACUGGGCUCUGCUGCUUCGGAGGUCCAAGGAGAAGGUGCGAGAAGGCCUGAAAACCUUGAAGCCCUGGGCGUGGACGCUGAAAAGGAUUGGGGGCCAAUUCGGCGCGGGCACCGAGUCCUACUUCUCCCUGCUGCGCUUCCUGCUGCUUCUCAACGUGCUGGCCUCCGUGCUUAAGGCCUGCAUGAUUCUGCUGCCCACCUGGCUGGAAGGGACCCCGCCUGGUCCCCCUGCCGCUAACGCCUCCUCGCCCUGCGGCUCCUACAACCCCCGCCCCCACGGCCUGGUCACCUUUCCCACCCAGCUCUUCAACUUGCUCUCCGGAGAGGGUUUUCUAGAAUGGUCUCCACUCUUCUAUGGGUUCUACCCACCCCGCCCACACCUGGCCAUCACCUACCUGUGCUCCGUCUUUGCCAUUGGCCUCCUCUACCUGCUGCUCAUCCUGCACCGCUCGGUGUCUGGCCUGAAGCAGACGUUGUUGGCUGAGUCAGGGGUCCUGACCAGCUACAGCCACCGGGUGUUCUCUGCCUGGGACUUUGGCCUCAGCGGGGAGGUCCACGUGCGGCUGCGCCAGCGCAACAUCCUCUUUGAGUUGCAGGUGGAGCUGGAGGAAGCAGUGGUGCGGUACCAGGCUGCGGUGCGAACCUUGGGCCAGCAAGCCAGGGUGUGGUUGGUGCGGGUGCUGAUCAACCUGGCGGUGUUGGCGCUCCUGGGAGCAGCCUUCUACGGAGUCUACUGGGCCACAAAGGCCACUGUGAACCUGCAGGAUAUGCCUCCUGUCCAGAAGAUGCCACUGCUAAAGCUUGGGGUCAAUUACCUUCCAUCCAUUUUCAUCUCCGUGGUCAACUUCAUACUACCAGUGUUGUUCAAGCUCAUUGCCCCGCUGGAAGGCUACACCAGGAGCCGCCAGAUCGUUUUUAUCCUGCUCAGGACUGUGUUUCUCCGCCUGGCCUCCCUGCUGGUCCUGCUCGGCACUCUCUGGAAUCAGAUCUCUUGCGGGGAGGCUGAGUGCAAAGCCUGUGGCUAUAAUUACAAAGAACUUCCGUGCUGGGAGACUCGGCUGGGGCAGGAGAUGUACAAAUUGCUGCUGUUUGAUCUGCUGUCGGGUCUGGCCGUCAUGCUGCUCAUCCAGUUCCCUCGGAAGCUGCUCUGUGGCCUCUGUCCGGGGGCGCUGGGUCGUUUCGCGCGGACCCAGGAGUUCCAGGUGCCUGACGAAGUGCUGGGACUCAUCUACGCACAGACGGUGGUCUGGGUUGGGAGUUUUUUCUGCCCCUUACUGCCUUUGCUCAACACGGCCAAGUUCCUGCUGCUUUUCUAUUUGAAGAAGCUCACCCUCUUCUCCACCUGCUCCCCGGCCUCCCGCACAUUUCGGGCCUCUACUGUGAAUUUCUUUUUCCCCCUGGUGCUUCUCCUGGGUCUGGCCAUCUCCGCCGUUCCUGUGCUAUAUGGCAUCUUCGUGAUCCCACCUUCUAAGCUGUGUGGUCCAUUCCGGGGGCAGUUGUCCAUCUGGUCCGAGAUCCCUAAGUCUAUCGGAAGCCUCCCCGAGACUGCCCAGAAUUUUCUCUUCUUCCUGGGGACCCAGGCAUUUGCUGUGCCCCUUCUGCUGUUAUCCAGCAUCCUGAUGGCAUAUACUGUGGCCCUGGCUAACUCAUAUGGACGCCUCAUCUCUGAGCUCAAACGCCAGAUAGAGACGGAGGCACAGAAUAAAGUCUUCCUGGCACAGCGCGCUGUGGCACUGAGCUCGGCCAACGGAGCUCUUUGACCUUCCCAGCCUGGUUCAGGGUGACGACGUCUCGCUUUCAGACAGAGACCCACCCCCAGAUCCUUUGAAGGUCUCGGCCGCGUCGUUUGGAAAAUGAAAGAACUGGAGAACAUCCCAUGCCUUUCCAGCCCUGGGGGUCGCUGCCUCUCCAGUGAACCCCUUUCUUGUAUCAAUAAACACAACGGAGGCUGCUGAA
Molecule: messenger RNA, 2366 nt
Organism: Sus scrofa (pig)
Lineage: Eukaryota; Metazoa; Chordata; Mammalia; Artiodactyla; Suidae
Gene: TMC4
Product: transmembrane channel like 4
Cellular component (GO): plasma membrane
Molecular function (GO): mechanosensitive monoatomic ion channel activity
Source: RefSeq, a predicted model, not a curated record